UGCCAAUAUACAGUUUAUGGGUCAUCCUGGUUUGACCAUGUCAGGGAGUGGUAUUUAAACAGAGACCAGUACAACAUCCUCUUCCUGACCUACGAGGAAAUGAUUUUGGACCUGAAAGGAUCAGUGAAGAAGAUCUGCAACUUCUUAGGGAAAAACUUGACUGAAGCCACCAUCAGUCAAGUUGUGGAAAAAGCUAAGUUUGAGAACAUGAAGAAGGACUCGAAAGCAAACUAUGAGCACAUUCCACCAGAGAAGUUCAGUGGGAAAUUCUUGCGCAAAGGUCAGAUUGGAGACUGGAAGAACACACUGACUGUUGCACAGAGUGAAAGAGUGGAUCAAGUCCUUCAGGAGAAACUUGGUGAUUUGCCUUUAAAGUUCAUCUGGGAAUAAGCAGAGCAGCUCUUCAGGGUCUCCCAGGAGUUUUAAAAGCAUUGAUUUCAUUCAUUGGAAAGCCUUAAAAUGUGUUUUUCUGCUAUUUUAAUUUUCAAAAAAACAACAAAUGAUUAAUGUUUGUUUACCCAAGAUUGAUUCAUGUUACGUAGAUCAUGAUUCCAGGAAUCAACAGUAAAAUGUAAAUCAGUCAACAUAUCUGACAUGUCUGAAACCAGUACACGGCACUUUGGAUUCUCAUAAUUUCUGAAUAGUCAUUAACUAUUGAUUUUUUUUAAUCACAUCACUUUUGACAGUAUGCCCUGACCUUCAAAUAGAAGAAAAUUCUUGAAAUAAAUGUACUUUUGCCAUGAAGAAAGUCUGACCUUAACCUACAAGUGAUUUCUCUUCCCAUGAGUCAGCAGCCAAGACAGAAGUAUCUUAUUCAUUUGUGUUGAAGAAUUAAAAGGAAAGGAUCCUACUUUGGUAACAAACAAAACAUUACAAAAAGAAAUGGUGCAAUUGCAGUGUUAUUUUGGUUAAAGUGUGGUUCAGCAUGACAUUCUUCCUUUAUUUAAUCCUAUACAGAAUCAAACCUCAGACCUGUAAAUGGCAUCCACUGAAUAUCAUUUAAUUAAUAAGUGAAAUACAGCUUGUUAACACAUGUUAGUGUAAGCUAAUAGUCUAUUAAAAAUAACAAUCUUA
Maylandia zebra (zebra mbuna) is the source of this 1074-nucleotide messenger RNA. The record is from RefSeq and is a predicted model, not a curated record. Lineage: Eukaryota; Metazoa; Chordata; Actinopteri; Cichliformes; Cichlidae.